Messenger RNA from Vicia faba (fava bean), 1131 nucleotides. The record is from the annotation of a GenBank genome assembly. Lineage: Eukaryota; Viridiplantae; Streptophyta; Magnoliopsida; Fabales; Fabaceae.
AUGGCUUCCACCACCACCACCACCUUCACCAUCACACUGUUAACAUUCUCUCUCCUCAUCUCCCACUCCUCCUCCUACCCUUCCUCCACCAUUCUCGACGCCGCCGAAAUCCUCACUACCUCUGGUUUCGAAGCCAUGGCACUCAACCUCGAACUCGCUUCCCAUACUCUCCUCGCUCGCCGCCAAUCUCACUCCUUAACCGUUUUUGCUCCGACGAAUUUUGCCUUCAACCAGAUCCCUCAGCUUCCUCUCUCUCUCCUCCGUUACCAUCUCCUCCCUCACGCUUUCUCUCUCCAUAGCCUCAGAUCUCUCCCUUACGGCGCCAACAUCGCCACUCUCCUUCCCGGUCACUUCCUCACCGUCACAACCUCAAACCGUAGACUCUCCAUCAACAACGUCACCGUUAAUCCAAGGCCUUUACUCUCUGACGGUUCUCUCGUUAUUUUUCAAACCGAAACCUUCUUCGAUCCUUAUUUCCAGCUUCCUCGUCCUUCUUCCAGCGCUUGUUUUCCAGCAAGAAAGAGUGCCGGAAAGAACAGAGACGAUUUCGGUUUCGGAUCUAAGCGGUUAAUCUCCGAUUCGUCGACAUUUUCUUUCACGGAAGCUAGCAGUGCUUUGAGAUCAAGAGGAUCCUCUAUUAUGGCGUCGUUUCUUGAUAUGCAGUUUAUAGGUCUUAAAGAACGUCCAGAUCAGAUAACACUGUUUGCGCCGAUGGAUGAAGCUAUGGCGAGCCACAUCGGAAACGUAACCGAAUAUUCCGAUAUCCUUCGCCGUCACCUUGUGCCUUGUAAGAUCAUGUGGAGCCAUUUGGUAACGUUGGAGGAAGGAACGUUGAUCGGGACUUAUCAGAGAGGAUUCAUAUUGAAUGUUACUAAAUCUCUUGCUAGUAGUGACUUGUUUUUGCUUAAUAAUGGAGUUCCAGUGAUUUUCCCUGAUCUGUAUAACAGUGAUUGGCUUGUUGUUCAUGGAAUCGGAGAUAUUCUUUUGGAUACUACGAUUACAGAAGAAUCUGUUCAGCAUGCAGAAUCUUCUUCGUCUAAGUUUGAUCAUCAUCAUCACAAAAAUCAUCAUCAUCAUCACGAUCGUGCUUACAACCCUGCAGAACAUUCUCACUUCUCUGCAUUUCAUUAG